Messenger RNA from Apus apus (common swift), 1194 nucleotides. It is a transcript of the gene MEF2B, whose product is annotated as myocyte enhancer factor 2B. Gene Ontology annotation, biological process: positive regulation of transcription by RNA polymerase II. The transcript has 8 exons. Lineage: Eukaryota; Metazoa; Chordata; Aves; Apodiformes; Apodidae. The record is from RefSeq and is a predicted model, not a curated record. Gene Ontology annotation, molecular function: RNA polymerase II cis-regulatory region sequence-specific DNA binding; protein dimerization activity; DNA-binding transcription factor activity, RNA polymerase II-specific. The coding region runs from base 22 to 1194 and encodes 390 amino acids.
CCGCCAGUGUAGGAGGAGAAAAUGGGCCGGAAAAAAAUACAGAUCAGCCGGAUACUGGAUCAGCGGAACCGGCAGGUGACCUUCACCAAGCGGAAGUUCGGGCUGAUGAAGAAGGCGUACGAGCUGAGCGUCCUGUGCGACUGCGAGAUCGCCCUCAUCAUCUUCAACAGCACCAACCGCCUCUUCCAGUACGCCAGCACCGACAUGGACAAGGUGCUGCUCAAGUACACGGAGUACAGCGAGCCCCACGAGAGCCGCACCAACUCCGACAUCCUCGAGACGCUCAAACGCAAGGGGCUGGGGCUGGAGAGCCAGGAGCUGGAGCUGGAUGAGGGGCCGGAUCCCGGGGAGAAGGCGCGAAGGCUGAGCGAGGGCACGGACCUGGCGGGGGCACGGCCCAGGUUUUAUAGCCCGGUGCCCGAGGCAGCCUACAGCAGCUCCCCGCCGGCCGCCGAUGGAUCCCAGGGCCAGGGUCGCCCACCUGCCUUCAAACCCGCAGCACCGAAGCCACCGGGACGUUCACCGGGGCCGUUGCCCCCAGGUAUUGGGUACCCCCUGUUCCCUGCUGGCAGCCUAACGAGAGCCCUGGCCACCAAGACCCCCCCGCCGCUGUACCUGGGGGCUGAGGGCCGGCGUGGGGAAGCCCACGGCAACCUGGCAAGCGGCCGGAGCGGUGGCAGCGCGGGGCGACCGCUGUACCCCUCUCUGCAGACCCUAAGCCCCGUGCUCACCCCAGGCAGCACCAGUGUCACCAGCCACAGCCUCACUGGCUUCCCCUUCCUCAGCCCAACCCAAGCAGAGUUUGGGGCUGGCGAGGCCCCAGCAGCCCCCACCUUCCUGCAGCCUGGUCCCACGGCGUGGCAGCACCCAAGGGACAUGGCAGUGCUGGGGGUCAGCAGCCGGAUUGUCCCCACUGAGGAGCCAGCCCCGGCCUCCGGCGCGUCCCCGCAGCACCAAGCCAUCAACAUCAAGUCGGAGCGGGUCUCCCCAGGGCUGGGGAGCUCCCCCCAGCCCCCCUUGACCAGCUUGGCCUCCGUGAGCGAAGCCUCCCGAGGCCUCGGAGACCUCCAGCAACGGGACGACUAUCCCAAGGGGUACCCCUACUCCCCGGGUCCCCCCCGGCCGCUGGCGGAGGAGCAGCGGGUCCCCGUCCCCCCACGGCGGGCGCAGGCCAUGGCCACUUGGCAGAGAUAG